CAACAUGAAAGUUCAAAAAAUGGAAAAUGUUGUAAUCUUGGUGAUAGUCAUAUUAACAUUGGUCCAAUUCAUGGUACAACCUGGACAAGCCACAGUAUUUUGUGGUGAAGUUGAAACUUCCUUGGCCCCAUGCAUCACUUAUCUUACUCAAGAUGUACAACCUUAUCCUGCAUGCUGUAAUGGUGUCAGAAAUCUCAAAGGGAUGGCUCUAACGGUGACUGAUCAGAGAACAGUAUGUAUCUGUCUCAAAAAUGCUGCUAAGCGUUACUCAAAUCUGAAAGAGGAUGCAGCUCAAACUCUUCCUCAGAAAUGUCGGAUCAAACUUGACUUUCCAAUUUCAAGAAGCUUCAAUUGUGAACUCAUCAGCUAAAUGGAAGGCCGCUGGAGAUUCUUCAUUACUAUUCCAUACAGAAUUUAAAGAAUAAUUUGCAUAUCUGCUUUUAAACUUGUUAACAUGAUUUGCAUUUAACCUCAAAUAUGGUGCUGCAAUGUAGAAGAGAAAAAAAGGAAAUUAUUAAACUGGCCAGGUUUAAUAAAUUAUUUUAGUUUAUAGAACAAGGAGGCCACUUUGGUUAAUUUUUUUCCCCAGUAAAUCCUUCCAGUUUAUAGUCAA
Molecule: messenger RNA, 613 nt
Organism: Nicotiana tabacum (common tobacco)
Lineage: Eukaryota; Viridiplantae; Streptophyta; Magnoliopsida; Solanales; Solanaceae
Source: RefSeq, a predicted model, not a curated record